Messenger RNA from Lepisosteus oculatus (spotted gar), 1337 nucleotides. It is a transcript of the gene utp23, whose product is annotated as UTP23 small subunit processome component. NCBI's taxonomy places the organism in Eukaryota, Metazoa, Chordata, Actinopteri, Semionotiformes, Lepisosteidae. Gene Ontology annotation, molecular function: small ribosomal subunit rRNA binding. The record is from RefSeq and is a predicted model, not a curated record. Gene Ontology annotation, cellular component: small-subunit processome; nucleolus.
AGAAUGUGGGUAAAACACACCGGAAGCACGUGUUUGGGCAGUCCAUGCGUUUCCUUGCUGGGUAGAAGUAGAGAAAACAUUAGUUUUUAAUAAUUGGUAAUUCAUUUAAUAGUGAAACUGUUUAAAUAGCAUUUAAAAUCAUAUUUAUUAAAGACGAGCAUUUCUAUGAGAUGCCCAGCAAAACAUAAAUGCUGUUUUUUUUUUCUUUCUGUUAACUGGUUUCUUUUGUCUAGAAGAUGAAGAUCAAGCGCCAGAAACACGCCAAGAAACACAUAAGUUUUUUUAAAUACAACUUCGGUUUACGGGAACCCUUUCAAAUAUUGAUAGAUGGCACAUUUUGCCAAGCCGCUCUGAAGAAUAAAAUCCAGAUUAAAGAGCAAAUGCCGAAAUAUCUAAUGGGAGAGGUGCAACUGUGUACUACGAACUGUGCUUUAAAAGAACUUGAAUCUCUUGGGAAGGAGCUGUACGGAGCAAAACUAAUCUUGCAGAGGUUUCAGAUUCGCAAAUGUGACCAUAUGAAGGAUCCAAUUGCUGCAUCGCUGUGCCUCAAAUCUAUGCUUGGAGACAGUAACCCUCACCACUACUUCGUUGCUACACAGGACCAAGACCUGACCGCUUCUGUGAAGAACAUUCCGGGAGUCCCGCUGAUGUUCAUCAUCCAGAACACGAUGGUGUUGGACAAGCCUUCUCCGAAGUCGCAGGCUCACGUCCAGGCGAGGCAAGCUGGUCAGCUGGUGACGGUCGAGCAGCAGCAGAGCAUCCGGGCUCUGAAGGAGCAGCAGGGGCUGCAGGAAAGCACAGAGCGCAGAGGCAAGAAGCGCAAGAGGAAGGGAGCCCCCAACCCCCUCAGCUGUCUAAAGAAAAAGAAAAAAGCAGCUGCACCGCCACCGAAGGCGGCCGAGGGCCAGAGGAAACGGAGCCGUCACCGAAAACAUAAAGCGACGAUACGCUCACCUCCUGUGUGCGUUACACCGGCUUCCGCAGCUGUUAAAGAAUAAGACAUUCGUGCUGUACAGGUGAUCAUGCUAAUCCUGCAUCGCCUGGUUCCAUUUACAUUCACAGGACAAAUAAGGCCACAGUAGAACGGAAUUCUCAAAAAUGCACCAAAUAAAAACUUAUUUUUUUAAGAGUUGUUCGAUGUGAAUCAGUCAGCAACACUUUGCUGAUGCCAAGUUGUUUUACUUAAAAUGACUAUUCUCCAGUAUUUACUGGUCCACAGCAGCAGUUUUGUACUGAAAAUCUUUGCUUAUAGCAACCCAUUCUUUCAUUCAAUAUAUGAAAAGCAAAAUGCGACCUGAACUACAAGCUUGGCAUUGAAAUAAACUGGUUACCAGCAA